This is a messenger RNA of Anguilla rostrata (American eel), 4640 nucleotides long. It is a transcript of the gene znf598, whose product is annotated as zinc finger protein 598. NCBI's taxonomy places the organism in Eukaryota, Metazoa, Chordata, Actinopteri, Anguilliformes, Anguillidae. The coding region runs from base 180 to 2882 and encodes 900 amino acids. Gene Ontology annotation, biological process: protein ubiquitination; rescue of stalled cytosolic ribosome. The transcript has 12 exons. Gene Ontology annotation, molecular function: ubiquitin protein ligase activity; ribosome binding. The record is from RefSeq and is a predicted model, not a curated record.
CACGGGGCGCUUUCACUCACAAAAUGAGUUCAACGACGCACGCAGUCGGGCCAACUCUUUCUGGUGUGCGUUAUUACGUAAACGAAACAGAUAGACGGUGUGAAGUUAGAGCUUAUACAGCACAUUAAUUGCCUGGACAAGGAGAGCAAAAGCCCAACAGUUUGUUCAUAAACGGUGCUAUGGAAUCAAAAUCUAUCAAGGAUACCGAGCGAACCUGCGUUCUAUGCUGCCAGGACCUCGACAUUUUCGCACUGGGUAAAUGCGAUCACCCGGUGUGUUACUGCUGCUCCACCAAGAUGAGGGUCCUCUGCGACCAGAAGUACUGCGCCGUCUGCCGGGAGGAGCUCGACAAGGUGAUUUUUGUCAAGAAACUGGAACCAUUUGCAACAAUACCCUUCCAGCAGUUCCAGUGUGAAAAGAAACAUGAUAUUUAUUUUAGUGAUGGCAAGAUCUAUGCCCAAUUCAGGAGGAUUCUGCAGUCUGAGUGCCCGCAGUGUCCAGAACCAAGAGUUUUUUAUAAAUUUGAGGAGUUGGAACAACAUAUGAGGAAACAGCAUGAGCUUUUUUGCUGUAAAUUAUGUGCAAAACAUCUGAGGAUAUUUACCCAUGAGCGAAAAUGGUACAACAGGAAAGAUUUGGCCCGGCAUCGAACACAAGGGGAUCCAGAUGACACUUCUCACCGUGGUCAUCCCCUCUGUAAAUUCUGUGAUGACCGCUACCUGGACAAUGACGAGCUACUGAAACACCUGCGAAGAGAUCACUAUUUCUGCCAUUUCUGUGACUCUGAUGGAGCUCAGGAAUACUACAGCGAUUAUCAUUACCUUCGUGAACAUUUCCGAGAAAGCCAUUAUCUGUGUGAAGAGGGCAGCUGCAGCACCGAGCAGUUCACCCAUGCCUUUCGGAGUGAAAUAGACUACAAGGCCCACAAGGCUGCUGCCCACAGCAAGAGCCGGGCUGAAGCUCGACAGAACCGGCACAUAGACCUGCAGUUCAGCUACGCAUCCCGGCACCAAAGAAGAAACGACGGUAUUGGGGGGGAUGACUACGAAGAAGUGGAUCGCUUCAACAGACACGGGAGGACAGGAAGAGGAGGGGCCAGGGGCACUCAGCAGAACAGCAGAGGAAGCUGGAGAUACAACAGGGAGGAAGAAGACCGGGAGAUCGCGGCUGCUGUCAGAGCAUCAGUAGCUGCCCGCAGACAGGAGGAGAAGAGACAGCUCCAGGAGCGAGAAAGCCAAAGGCCCCGUAAAGAGGAGACCAUGGACACCGAUGAAGGUCGAAACCACAGGAGCGUCACCAAGCCACUGAGUGAAGCUCUAGGUCCCAAGGAUGUGCUAAGACCCCACAAUCCCAGUGGGCGGCUGCAGAAGGACGAUUUUCCAGCUUUAGGGGCUACUGCAGCCGCACCGCCAACGCCCAUUCCAAGCAUGAUCAAACCAACUCCCGUCAAACUGAAAGAGGAUGAUUUCCCCAGCUUGUCCAGUGCCGCUGUGUCCUCGCCCAUGACUCCAGCCUACACCGCACAAUCACGAAAGCCCUCAUCCUUCCAAGAGGAGGAUUUCCCAGCACUGGUCUCCAAAAUCAGACCUCAGAAGCCUUUGGGAAACACCACCUCUGCCUGGUCCCAGGGCAGCAACAAAAACACACCACAGACACCAAACAUUGUCCCUGCUCCUGCCCCGCCCUCCUUUGCGUCUGCUAACCCCCCUCUGUCCUCUGCUGGCGCUGCCCACCCCAGGAAGAAGUCUGCUGUGGGGGGUGGCAGAAAGGCCCCUCCCAAAAACAGGUCCACCUCAUCAUCUGAGGAGGACGACCCCCAGAUCGGGAAGACCACUCAGGAAAUCCGCAGCGUUCCCACCAUGCUGGACAUUUCAUCCCUGCUGAUGGGGAAGAGCUCAACCCAGCCAGGGCCCAAGGCUGGCAAGAGAAAGAAACAGCCCACCUCCUCCACUCCAGGUAUACCCACCCUCACCGGGGAAACGGUGUCCAGUGUGGCCCAAAAAGAGAACGUUCCAGAAGCUAAGCAACUCCCUGCCAACAUUCCCAAACCUGCAGCCACCUUGAAAACAAAUCAGUUUUUGAAUGGACAUAUAGAUAAGCCGUCAGAGAACAAUACCCCUGCUCUUCCCAAAGAGCCCCCUGGACUGGAGAAGCAGUCUGCCUCUGUGUGCCCACUUCCAGAAGAGGAAGAAUUUCCAGCCUUGAUAUCCAAAAAACCACCUCCAGGAUUCAAAAGUGCAUUUCCGAUGAAGAGUACCCAGAGCAGUGUGCCCUGCCCUCCUCCUGGGUUAGCAGGCUCUUUCAACAAACCACCUCCAGGAUUCACUGGCAUCCCACUGAAUGCCAAUGUGGUGGAACCUGCCGUUCCAGCAGUCAGUGAACCGACGCAGUCACCUGGGACCUACCUCAUACCUGAGAACUUCCAGCAGAGGAAUAUGGAACUCAUACAGUCCAUAAAAAACUUCCUUCAAAAUGAUGAGUCCAAGUUCAAUGAGUUCAAAACCUAUUCAGGCCAAUUUAGACAGGGUGUGAUCUCAGCAGCCCAGUACCACAAGAGCUGUAGGGAUCUGCUGGGAGAGAACUUCAAGAAGGUCUUCAAUGAGCUGCUCGUUCUCCUCCCUGACACAGACAAGCAGCAAGAGCUCCUGGCAGCUCACGGUGACUACAGGGUCCUGGAGAAGCAGAGUGGUAGCAAGCCCAAGAAGAACAAAAAGAAUGCCUGGCAAACAGGCUCCACCAACUGUAACCUGGAGUUAGAAUGCCAGGUCUGUCCCACCUGUAGACAGGUGGUGGCACAGAAGGACUUCAGCGCCCAUAAGACCUUGCACAUAGGGGACGAUGACUUUCCCUCCCUGCAGUCCAUCAGCAAAAUUAUCAGCUAGCCCAUAGCCACACUGAUUCCUGCUAGGGGCCAGGUCUGCCUGUGGGAUAGGAACAAGCACUUUUUCAGGGUAAAUAGUGCCAGAGAAGAGAUCUCUGAAAUCAGUGGUAAAGAGUGCUUCUGAAAGUGAGGGUGUAUGUGGUGUGUGUGACGGAGCUUGGGCAGAAGUAGCUUUUCUGAAAUGUGGCUGAUCAAUUAAAGAAUAACAAUGCAAACAAACCUGACUGCAGAGGUUGUCACAGCUGCUUCAAGUAGGUUCUAGUAAUUUUUUUAGGAGAGCUGGAAGGUUUCAGGUUUUAAAAGGAGUUAUUUACUUGAAGGUGUUAAGUUGUCACAAUUAUUAUUAUUUUUUUCCGCUCCCCUGUUUGAAGCCUGGACAUCUUUGCAUAUUUGAUUUAGAACCUGAAUCUUGUAAAUUUGCUUGUAAAAAGGAAAUCGUUAUUCAAUAUCUUUUCAUAUUUAAUACUCAUUGCAAGUCUGGUGCAACAAACAUGAUUUAAUGCUGAAAGCUAGGCUUUUAGGAAUCAAUAAUCCAGUUUCUUUAAUUAAGUUCAUUUCUUUUUACAAUCAUCAGUUAUUUCUUACCAAUGCUCUUUACAAUGCGAGUAGAUGACACAAUUCUGUAAUGUUACAUAAAAAAUUCAGUAUUAGAAAGAUGUUAGAGUAAAUGUUGAACUUAAUUUAAAAUAAGAAAAUUUGAAGUCAGUUAAAAGUAUAUGUUUCAGUUUACCUUUUUCCUUUUUGAUUCAUGUAACUUACCCAGUUUCAAAAUGGGUAUGUAUGCAUCCAAUACUGGGUCUGCAAACUGGUUUCUGCUAAAUGGAUGGACUUGAGCAAAUUAAAAAAAGGCCAGACUGCUGGAUUACAUCUUUGUGCAAGUGAUUCUUAAACCAUAUGGGAAGCUGUCAGUCCUGUCUUUGAAAUCUUACUUUCCAGAACUCAUUAUUUUCCUUAUAGCCUCAACACUAAUAACAGUAAAAAUCUCACAUAUGAUGAAGUCAUAACUAUAAAGUUAUUAGUGUUACUAUCAGGAAGUAGGAUACUCUCCGCAUUAGGCUUUAUUACAUUUCUAUUUCUUUUAGAAAAUCAAAGUGCGGCUUUAAACUACUGGCAGUGAUGCUCUUUACAUCUGGGAAAUGUGUGUAGUACUGCAAAUAAUCAAAAUGGUUGCCAGUUUGUGCCCAUUGUUCUCUGGUCCCAGUUCAGCUUAGCCAGUUACAUUCAACUCUUUGCAGAUUUAAAAGUAUAAUUAGGAUUGUUUGGGGGGGGGGGGGGCGGGGAGUUCCAUAUCUUAAAUUCAGAUGGUUAUAUUGUUAGCCUGGUCCUAAGCCCUGCAGUAGACACCAAAGCCUAUGGUUUGUAGAGCAUUUCAGCUAUGUUGACUCGGAAUUGUAAGUUGUAACUUUGUAUUGACUGAAUCAGUUGGUUAUGAGGUCUAUUGUGUGGCAUCAUUCCAAAAACAAGGUUUAGCUAACAGUAAAAUCUGUUAUUUGAUCCAAUUGGGAGUGGCAGAAAAAGUUCUCUAAUUCUCUAAUCAAGUUUUUUUUAAUACUUUGACAUAUUGUGAAGUAUUCAAAUCUGUUCAGUUCGUCAUACAGUGGGGUUUGCUGCUUUUCACACACAUUUACACAGUUUUUCCCCAUUUUCAGAAACUUUCAGGUUCAUUUUCCCGAUUUCCACUGAAACUGCUUAGAUGAAGCAAAACCAACCAUUUGUAUUUUGUAAAGAGGAGUUCCAAUAAAAAGUGGUUACAUCAUUA